This is a messenger RNA of Centruroides sculpturatus (bark scorpion), 2151 nucleotides long. RefSeq names its product probable glutamate receptor. Gene Ontology annotation, molecular function: glutamate-gated receptor activity. Lineage: Eukaryota; Metazoa; Arthropoda; Arachnida; Scorpiones; Buthidae. The transcript has 7 exons. Gene Ontology annotation, cellular component: membrane. The coding region runs from base 75 to 1136 and encodes 353 amino acids. The record is from RefSeq and is a predicted model, not a curated record.
UUAAAUUUAAUUACGAAGUUAUAUUAACACCAGAUCGUCAGUGGGGUAGAAAAAACAAUAACAGUUGGAGCGGAAUGAUAGGAAUGGUGCAUCAGCAGAAAGCAGAUGUUGCAAUGACUGAUCUUAGCAUUACAGCUGAAAGAGAACAGGAUAUAGAUUUUACUUAUCCUUAUUUUUUUGAUCCUGUUUGUUUCGUUGUGAAAUAUCCUAAAGAAGUAUCUACAUCGAUAGUUCUUUUGCAACCUCUUAAAUUUGAAGUUUAUCUAGCUUCAGUUUUCACUAUAAUAGUUAUGUCUAUUGCUAUAUACUUCGUCAGUUUAUACGAAUCACCUUUAAGAGGAUGGUCUUUGCUUGAUGCCAUAUGGUAUCUUUAUGGGGCAAUGAGUUUUCAAGGAGGCACGCUAUUUAUUCCAUAUUCUGACAGAAUAAGAAUUAUGGUAGCUUCGUGGUGGAUAUGUUGCAUGAUUGUCAUGACUGGUUACAGUGGAACACUAAUAUCUUAUCUUAAUGUUCCACUAAUUAGAGAUGGUAUUGACACUGUUAAAGAAUUAUUAAAUGCUGUUGAAAAUGGAGAAAUUAAAGCUGGAACCAUUGAUGGAACAUCCAUUCUUAAUAAUAUUUUGAUGGCUACUAAAGAGAAAAAGGAAUUUUAUAUUCUGGGAAAGUAUAUAUCAAUUGAUCCAGAAGGUACAAUAACUAAAAACGUGGAAGAAGGUAUGAAACGAGUGUAUAUUCAUCAAUACGCUUUGAUAUUUCCAAGAGGACCAUUAGAACCCAUUGCUGCAAGAAUGGAAGACCAGUUCUUGUUCUCUGAAGAUCAUUUGUUUGUUACCUGCUAUGCUAUCGCCAUGCCAAAAGGUUCUCCAUUGAAGAAAAUCUUCAGAUUACCGAUUCUUCGAAUUAUGGCGGGCGGUUUAAUACAAAAAUGGAACGAAGACUUAAUUAAUGCGAAACGAAUCCUGGAAUACAAAAGCACCGUUAAUAACGAUCGUCGAAUGGAAGCCAUGACAUUAGAAGAUUUGAGGGGUGCUUUGGCUCUUUUAGGAAUUGGAUUAUUAAUUUCUUUUAUUAUAUUCUUAAUAGAGAUAUUUAUGAAUCGCCUGUGCAAUAAUUCUAGAUUUCAGAAUUCUUUCUAAAUCAAAAACUAAAUAUUUUAGAUCUUGGUUAAAUACAUUAUUAAGUAGUCUUGCAUGUAUGUGUAGUGACCAUUACAUAAAAUACACUUUUAUUUAAAAAUCAACUUUAAUUUUCCUAUAUUUUAAAUGUUGCCCUAUUGUAUUGUUAACUACUGUAUUAAGAAAGAAGCACACAAUAAAAUAUUACAUGUUAUUUCAAAACAUCAUGCCGAGAAGGGGAUUCAUGACCCUUACCUGACUGGAAAAGGGGGGGUAUUGAGAACCCGUUUUAAGAUAUAACCGUUCUAAUGCUUUAUUAAUGUUUAUUGAUAAAGGAUAAAGUUUUAUAGCUGUAAAUUCUUUAAUUGUUUGUAUACAAUCAAUACCGCCUAUUGAAAGUCAAUUAGUAUUGCAUAAUUGUAAAACCCAAUUAGUAUGGAGUGAAGAUAAAGAAACGAAAUUUGGCAAGGUACCAAAGAGCAGUGAAUCUUUCUUUGAAUAAAGAUUGACAAGGAGAAGAAACAGCUGACUAACCAUCGAUUUUGAUACGCCUGCAUAUGAUGAAACCAUAUUGAAAACAAGUAAAUACUAUGAGGGAAAUGUGCACAAUACAUCCAAUUCUAUUUACUUAUCUUGUGGAUCUCUCCUGUACAAAGAACAAAGGGAACGUACGGAAUGAACAACCUUAAUUAAUUGACCGAAAACGUUAGAUGCUAUAAUAAAAUAGACUGCAUUUUAAUGGUGUGUGUAAGGUUUAUUUAUUUAUUCCUAAGUGCAGUUAGAGCAGAUUGUAAUGUUAAAUUGUUCAAUUUAAGGCUUUUUGUGCAAGAGAAAAUGUACUUAAUCUCUUAUAAAGUAACACUCUUCGUGGUAAAAGUUGCUGAAAGGUCAAGAAAAUCUCUUAAAAUUUGUAUUUUAGCAUACAAUUUAUUUAACCUCACCAGUUUUAUAGUAAAAAAAAUAGAAAGGAUGUUUGAGUAUAAUCAUAUUUCACUAUUUUAUAUUGAAAAUAAUAAUGUUUAUUUAGAAUACAGUA